Messenger RNA from Halichondria panicea, 1537 nucleotides. RefSeq names its product caspase-3-like. Gene Ontology annotation, molecular function: cysteine-type endopeptidase activity. The record is from RefSeq and is a predicted model, not a curated record. The coding region runs from base 63 to 1403 and encodes 446 amino acids. The transcript has 9 exons. NCBI's taxonomy places the organism in Eukaryota, Metazoa, Porifera, Demospongiae, Suberitida, Halichondriidae. Gene Ontology annotation, biological process: proteolysis; regulation of apoptotic process.
GCCCCCCUUUUCUGCUGAGCUAAGCUGAAGAUUUCCGGUCAACAAGUUCAAGAGGUUGUAAGAUGUCUUUGACUGAGCGCGAGAAGACUGCAGAGAAGGCUCUGAGGAGGCUAACUCCCUCCCUCAUGAAGGGCCUCAGCCCGGAUAUACGCCAUGAGCUGUACGGGAGAGACAUGCUGACUUGGAAUGAAAAGGAAAGGAUAGAAACUUCGGCAAAGAAGGGCACUAACUCUGAUGCUGUGGAGGAGGUGUUGACUGCCCUGAAGCGACGUGGACCUGAUGGUCUCGAUGCUCUAAUAGCUAGUCUCAAGGCAGAUGGUGAUGUGCAUCAAAGCCUCAUCGUUAAGAUACGCGCUGAAUGGCCUGAGGAGGUACCGGUGAUGGCAGCUGGGGGACCCCCUCCCCCCACCCUACCCGGACAAGGUCCACUAGACUCCCCCACAACCCAUGCUCCUGUAGAUGCUACCAUGGAGAAGGAGUUCCUUGGCAACGGGGAGUGGCCAUUCAAACAAUCAUCCGUCCCCUCAGACCCCCCACAGAUACUACCUCCCCCAAUAGAGGGAGUUGAUUCUGCCCCUAAAACUGUCUAUAAGAUGAGCUCUAAGCCACGAGGAAUAGGCAUUGUCAUCAACAACAAGCACUUCACGUGUGGUAUGAAGGAUCGAGUGGGGACAGACCGAGAUGCUGAUGCCCUCACUAAACUGUUCAUUAAUCUCGGGUUCUACACCAAUCGUUAUGAUGACCUCCGCGGCAGGGACAUGAAGAAAAAGCUCCGGGAUGCGGCCGAUAUCAACCACAGUGAUUUCGACUGUCUAAUGGUGGCUGUUCUCUCUCACGGUAUCAACGGGAAAAUCUACAGUACAGAUGGCGACCUCCUUCCUGUCGAUGAGCUUACAUCGUAUUUUGAUGGUAACAACUGUCCCUCUCUCAUCGGCAAACCCAAGGUGUUCAUCAUUCAGGCGUGCCGUGGUGGCAAGUUUGAUUAUGGAGUGGAGUCAGAGACGACUGAUGGGCCUGGGAGCACAAAACCCUCAGAGGAUCAGAUGAAGGAGAUUGUGGAGAAACAGCACGAUCGUAUUGUUGACACGGCGAUGGGAGCGGACGAGACAGAUGGAGGCGGGUACAGUGGUGCCCUCCCUGCUGAGGCUGACUUCAUCCUAGCCUAUGCUACUGUCCCUGGCUACGUGUCGUGGAGAAACUCCGAGUAUGGCUCGUGGUUCAUCAAGGCUUUUGUGGACACUGUGCUGGAGCUGUCCUCUAAGGAGCACCUCCUGGAUAUACUCACAGAGGUCAACAGACGUGUGGCCGAGGAGUUCCAGUCCAAAGGUCGGAACAAGCAGAUACCCGCCCCCGUGUCCAUGCUCACACGCAAACUGUUCUUUAGGCCUGGCUCGUUUCGUUGACCUUUGAACUGUCUAGUUAUAUUACCGUAUAGUAGAUCACAUUGUUAUUGCUAGUUUAUUUUGUUUUAUAAAGCUAGCUGGCCAUAAUAAAUUAUGCUUUUGGCAAUAUUAUAAUAAUUAUUGUUGUUCUCAUG